UGCGUGGUUGCUUAACGAUGGAUUUCUGUGGACUUUAUCAAGAGUGAUUGAGCACGUUUGACGGGAAUGCGAAACCACUUGUAACGCUCUCUAGUUAAUUUAUAAUGAAGUGCACUGGUGACAACUGUUAAAAACUCGAACGUAACAAACAGAAGAAAGGGAAUAGCAAACACUCAAGGUUGACCAAUCGAAAAUAUUUUAUUAGAAGAUUUAUCAUAUUUAAUCAUAACAAGUUGACAAUAGAGAGAGGAGAGGAAAAUUGAAGUCAUUUUCAGUGGUUUGGUUACCUUCGUCGGAAGAGCAAGCGAGGAGGAAGCGGGAGAAACGAAAAAGAAAGGACACUUUUACUCUUCAUUUAUUUCCUAUCAGAGGACUCAAGCCAGCUUCAUUUCAUUAUGAAAUACGUACACCAGAUCGCCAUCAGUAUCGCUUUCCUUCUUCUACUGCUGAUCGACACUACGUGUUAUGCACGUCACAUCGACUGCAGAAAAUACGUAUUUGCACCUAAAUGCCGCGGAGUUUCUGCUAAACGAUCCAGCCCAAGUGAACAGAUGAUAACCGAUUCAACCAAAGACGAGACCAAUUAUCUACUAGACGAUGGCAGCCUCGACCUAGGUGCACUUGAGCAACUUCAACAAGGUUCAGAUAUAUCAGGGAAGGAAGAGUCAUGGUUUGGGAACGAGGAAGAUGACGCGGACCGAACGAAUCGACUUAGGUUAUCAAAAUUAGACGAAAUUCGUCAGUUGUUACGGAAGCUACAGUAACGCAUCCGCAGUGCUAGUUGCCGCGAGACAGCUACGAAAGUAUUUGUCCGGCCUGGCUUAUUUUUCUACUAAUGGAAAUUGAACAGCCGCAUCACACCAGAUUCACUAGACAUCGAUACGGGCAUCGGUUAUCCCUGACGUUUCAUUGGAUGAUACUCAAUGUUUAGAGAAGGAAUUUCCUGCUACCAGCCAAUCGGAUUACAGAAUUUACAUUCAUUUGCUUCAUCUGAUGGAUUAUUAUUUUUUAAUUAUACAUGUAUACAUGACGUCACUUCGAAAGGCCGAAGACAAAAUCACUCGUGCAUGGGACGUAAUUAUAUGUAACUACAAGAAAUCGGAAUUCUUCUUGUAAAAUAUAAAUUGAUGUACCGAGUUCUCUGGAUAACUUGAUAAGGCAAUUAUCGUGGAUACCCAAGCAGGGACAAUAAAACUACGAUAAUGAACUUUUUACCUCCAUGUCAUAACAGACUGUAAAAAUAACCUUUAAAACGCGUAUUCUUGUGUUCCCCAUGGUGUUUCCUAUUUGCACACCACACGUUUUACUGGUGUUUCCUGAACGUCACCGUGUGUUUUGUAAGCGUUCAUUCCGCAACCGCAACGGGCGUUCUCAACACUGUGCCAUGGCCUCCACAGAGUUACUAUUAAGCCACAUAAGACUGAAAAAUAUUCAUUGAUCAUCCCUGCCCGCCCCUCAGUAUUGGUAGACCGAUGUUCUUUUCAAAUUAUGCUUUGUUCAGAGUAUUGCCAAUAAAACGCACGGUUGCCGGCGCUGUGACAAGAUAAUCGCCGGUUUUAAUCAUUACAAGAUUUUUAUUCAAAACAAUUCGUUUCAAAGAUGUCCUCCGUAUUUGACGGUGUAGAGUGAAACCCGCGCUUUUACAAAUAAACUUUUUUGAACGUUUCAACGGAAAAAUCCUUAUUGGAUUUUCAAAUAACAUAAACUAAUAUGCACCCCACCCCAUAAGGCUACAUCAGCGAAAUGAAAAACCUGAAUCUCAAAAAAAACAUUUUUUUCAUUUUAGCGAAAAAUCUCUACGGGGUUGGCCGAAAACCCUUUUAAGGUUUUUCAAAAGCUCAAAACCCCUUUUUUCUAAGAAUGUGUCUCUGCCUGUGAGAAGCCUUCACCUUAGUUUUGAUAUAUAUGUAAACUGCCUGAAGGCACGCACUGCUGAUAUUGUAAAAUCAUAUCGGGAAUGGUGUUAAAAUUGUCCGGUGCUUUACCAAGCGCGGUGCCAGUAAUCGAGCGCACUAUGUACAUGUUUGUUAUGAAGAAAAUAGUGGAAAUCUCUGUUAAUAUGUCCUCGACCUCGGAGAACAGUAAGAUUAAGGUCAGUUUAGGUUUUAGGCAAUAAUGACAAAAACGUGAAUUUCUUCUCAUGCCGCCUGUAAUGUUUAUCACCGCGGUUUCGAUUACCGUACGAAUGACCCAGCGAUGCCUUCUUGCGGAUAACAUGGUCUCCAGAAAAGUGCUAACCUGUGACACAUGAGCAAAUUGUCAACAGACUAGGUGGUUGCCAAUACCAAAUAGCACCAGCAGCGCUCCGCUCCUAUGGCAGAGGUUGAAAAAGUGCCCGAUUCUAGCAGGGCGGUUUUUUGGCCAACCUAUGGUGUGUUGGUGAGAUUGUUCAUUGAGAAACCACGUGGUAAAUAUACUGAUGUUCAAAAAUGUGAUAUUCGAGCUGAGCUCAGUUCAGUCCCGAACCAUUCGCAAUCGGUGUCUGGUGAGAUAAUAAACAAGGUAUAAAGUACUUACUA
Molecule: messenger RNA, 2519 nt
Organism: Lineus longissimus
Lineage: Eukaryota; Metazoa; Nemertea; Pilidiophora; Heteronemertea; Lineidae
Exons: 5
Coding region: 396-764 (122 amino acids)
Source: RefSeq, a predicted model, not a curated record